UCAGUGCAUGGAGUCUCUCCAUUUACCCCACAAAUGCCGCAUCUAGCAAAAGCAUGGACCAGCUUCAGCUUUAGGCUUCUGUUCUCUUGCUGGGCGCAUGAUUGUGCUUUGGCUGUGGGAACGGAACGCGUGGAAGUGGUACAACAUCUGUUAUUCAAAGAGGCACAAUGUAGUGGACCUUGCAACCGUCGCAGGCCGAGACUGAAGGAAUUUUCGUAUUGCCUGUGCUGACAAAGUGUGAACAGAAAGUGAGUUGAGGAUUGGUGGUGGCCUACGAAUUGCUUAGCAGAGUGAAAAGUCUGCUGAGGAUAAAACCAAAUCUGGGGUAUCUAUAAAUAACCCGCAGUAUACGCAUCACGCCUACAACUGCGCAUGCCCCAGCCCCCGUCGGAGUCUCAACCCAGUGGAGGCCGAGACGCAGCAGCAGCAGCAGAAGCAGAGGCAGUGGCAGAGGAGGAGGAGGAGACAGCAGCAGGUGACAGCAACAGUGACACCUUGUGAGAGAGCUCAAGGCUGCCUGCCAGUGGAGGCCACGCGGAUUGCUACGUUUGCCUGGGAAUGGCCGCAGUGGUCCAUGGCUGUAGCAGUCCCCGGCAGCGCUCCUGCAAUGGCAGCAGCUCGCCGGGCGCCCAUCACGGGUCCACGCCCUCGUCGGGCCCUGCCAUGUACACCACCGUGCCCAAGUAUUCGCGGACGGCCAGCCAGACGCUGUACGCGACCAGCCAGCAGAUAUUUGGCAGCGGCAUGGGCGUGAGCAUGCCCAGCGAUGGUGCGUACGGCAACGGGCCCAUCUACAUGUCCUCCGGCCAGCGUCCGUUGUCAGCAUCUGCGCUGCCGGAAACGGCAGCUGCAAGUCGGAGCUAUUGGGGCCAUCAUGCCGCCUUCUAUCACGGCGGCAGGCACUACAGCAAGCGCAAGUCUGCGGUGGAACUGUUGGCCGAGUCCAAGCCGUUCUACAUCAAGUCGGAUGCGGUCUUCGAGCGGCUGCAGCAGUCGAGCUAUCGGAACGGCGGCAACAAUGCUGCCGGCUCCAAGCGGGGUCGACGCCCGGAGGAGGCGCACGGUCACGGCCAUGGCGGUGGUCACUACAACUCCCAGGCAUACGACGAGCUGGAGGACCGCCGAUACAUGAGCCUGUCCCGCCAGCAACAGCACCAGCAGCAGCAGCUGCAGCAGGCCCAGCAGUACAUGCACAACCAUCAUCCGCAUCAGCAGCAGCAGCACCACCACAAUCGCCAUGGGCACGGUCAUGGCCAGGCCCAUGGUCGUGCUGGGGGCGGGGGCGCUGCUGUCAAUAACAAUCUGCUGCAGCAGAAGCUGCGCAUGCUGCUCGGCUCGGAGGCCGUCAAGGAGAGAAAUGGCGGCACCUUGCGGCGGCACGAACUGAACGACGGCAGUGCCGAGCUGCUGCCUACCGACUAUGGGGAGGACGAGGGCGGCGCAGGGCCAGGCGGUGCCCUGAGGAUACCCCCACCCCUCUACAUACCAUCGCACGGCUAUGGGCGGGACUCAUCCGCGUACAACAGCGGCGGCGAGGAGCCGCUCGUGCUAACCGAGAACUACAGACCAAUCAGUCCGCCGGCCGAGUAUGCUGCCAAGUCGGGACAAGCCCACAACGAUCGCUACAGGUACAACUACCAGCGUUCCUAUUCGCACUCGCACGAGGUGCCCCAUGCGCCGGAGGAGCGAACUCCGUACGCUGGCGGGGACUUCAACAUCAACAGCCACAAGUCACUGCCGGAUCUGCACACGCAGAUCAGUCGGCACUCGCCGCACAGCGAGAUACUGAGCUGCUGCAGUCGUGGCAAUCGCUCCAUCAAGUCUGCCGGCGAGUCCUCCAUCAAUCGCGACUCGGGCGGCAGCUCCGGCCACUACACGCACCGCAGCGAGCCCUGCUACAAGCGCGAACGGCAGCGGGAGCCCAAUGUGGGCACGGCCAGUGGCACAAUCAAGAACUGCUGCACCCUGGUGGCGGCCACGCGGCGCGACAGCGGCUCCUCGACGCAGCACAGUGCAAACUCCUACUGCGGCUACGUGACGCCGGGUGCGGACUAUCCGUCGCUGAAUGGCCGAAACACCGAGUGCAUCGACUGCCGCUGCAAGCAGGACACGGCGCCAUUGAGUGGCUAUGACAAUGCGGCUGCCUCGGACUACUUGAUCAACUUUACGCCCACGCCAGAGGUGCCGGAGGCCUUCCAGGAUGACUACACACCCACACCGCCAUCGCCGAGGAUGAAGACGCAGACGCCGCGCUACUCGAGCUCCUCCAGCCAGCAGCUGCACACCAGCUCGCAGGGCUACACGAGCAUCAAUCACUCGCAGAGCUCCCUGGUGCAGAGUCCCGGCUCGGCGCCCUCCGUGGACGACAUAAGUCCACCGCCCAUUCAGUUCAAGCGGCAGCGCUGCAUCCGCUUCAAGAACCGCAACCGACUGCCGGUGCAGCCCCAGCCGCGCACAUCGCCCAUCAACAGCAGCGGCGUGGAGAUGGGCGGACCCAGUGUCGGUAUUUUGGCUGCCUACAAGCAGCAUCGGGGAAGCGUGGAUCACGAGAAUGUGUUCUUUCCCAAAGGUUUCUCGGCAGAUGCCAGCUAUGCCAGCGCCCACAGCAUGGAGAUGGAGCGCGAGGCGCUGAAUGCCAGCAUCUCGGAGCUGGAGAAGUUCUUCGAUCGGCUGGGCCUCAACGAUGAGGCGUUCCACGAGAUCUACAGUCAGCCGCGCAGGCAGCACAAUCCAGAGACCGAUUCCGAUGACUCCAGCACGGUGUUCUUCUCGGACGUGAGCACCGUGGACUCGAUGCGGCUGCCGGACAGCACCGAGACACAGCCGCAGACCACACAGACCUAUCGACCCUCGGAACCGCCGUCGAUUGUGGAGCGGAAUGCGCGAAUCAUCAAGUGGCUGUGCAACUGCAAGAAGGUGGCCGCCCAUUUGCACUGAUAGAAGAGCAGCACUUUCAGGAUUGUUUUCAAGAUUCUUAGCGAGUAUUUUGUCUCUUGCAAUGAACACCCCGAAUACAACAAUACAUACAAAACUAUAUUUAAAUAAUAUAUACUAAAAUAAUGCAUAAACAGAGGGCUCAAAAGUCAAGUCAAGUUCAAGUUCAAGUGUAAUAGAAAAUGAUUAGAAAUCACCUACCUGUACAAUGGAAACGGCAACGGCAACGGCAACGUUCAGAGUUCAGAGCUACGAAUGGAUUGAAUGUGCGUUUCUCCUCCUUUGCUGCAUGCUGGAUGGCAGUUCAAUUACACACCAUUGAUAUUUAUAUUUAAAAAUUUAUAUUGACAUUGAUAUUGAUAUUGUACUACUUACUCGUAAUCGUAAUCAAAUAGCAACAACCGAUCGUUCAUAUUACUCUUAUACACGAAUGGUAUUAUUAGAUGAAUUAUUGUACAAUUAGUUCUUGCAAUGUGCAUAGUUAUAACUAGUUGCCAAAAACAGAAACAAACGAAAACACAACCACAGAACAAUUGAAAUUGAAAUGAACCUACCUAUUUAUGUAAUUGUACAUCGUUUGCAUGACGAAUAAAUAAAAUAUUUACGAUUAUCAAAUUAA
Molecule: messenger RNA, 3553 nt
Organism: Drosophila guanche
Lineage: Eukaryota; Metazoa; Arthropoda; Insecta; Diptera; Drosophilidae
Product: filaggrin
Exons: 4
Coding region: 559-2937 (792 amino acids)
Source: RefSeq, a predicted model, not a curated record